AUGGAGUCCUCAUACAUCGCUGCUGUGUAUGACCACAAUUUAAUCACCAACCCAGACCCUCGUGUCCCGGUGUCGCGGCAGGCUGCCCUUCAACACAUGCAGAAAAACGUUGAUAUCUACGAAGUGCAGGCUGCACGAGCCACUCAAUAGGUAUGAUUUAUUGGAAAGUUAUAAAUGCAUCAGCAAAUGCAUCAACACAUGAAUUCUUAAUUUCAUUAUCUUCUAGGUCUGAUGGCCUGCUGGUGGCACGCUACCAUAAAUACAAUCCUUUCCCUGAGGAGUCCUUUGACACUCCACCACAGCCUGAGAUCAUCACAUUUGAUACUCCUUUUGCUGGAAAAUUUGGCCUGCUAAUAUGCCUUGACAUCCUAUUUUACAAGCCCACUAUAGCACUGGUGGAAAAGGUAAAACCACUCACAAUUGUGUAUUUAGCUCUAUGUCCCUGUGUCGGAUCUCUUUUUUUAAAGCAGACUCUCUUCCCGCUCUUUUUAGGGUGUUCGUCAGCUGAUCUUCCCUACAGCUUGGUUCGGACCUUGGUUUUCGCCAUGAUAAUAAGAACAUGGCUGGGAGUGGUAUCUACACACCUUUUUCAUCCAUCUACCAUCACUCAAAGAGGGGAGACCCAGAGGAGGGCAAGCUGCUGGUGGCCAGGGUGCCAGUCUUAGACCCAGAGUGGUCAGGGCAGAGGGUGGCCACAGAGGAGGAGAAAUUGGAGUCUGAGUCCACUUCAUCCCCUGUUACAGAAUCUGGAUUCUGUCACAGUGAGAGCUGCUCUGAUGCAUCAUCAGCCACAUUCACAUCAUUCAUGAUUGGUGACCCGUUCACAUUUGUCCUCCUAAAUGAAAAAGAGGGUAGGGUGAAGGUGUGCAAUGGCUCCUUUUACUGUCACCUGCAGUACAAGCGAAUUUCACAGGGUGACAGUGAGGAGCUGUAUGCAUUUGGUGCGUUUGCUGGGCUGCACACUUUGGAUGGAGACCUAUCCCUGCAGGUAUGAACUAAAGGGUUUAUGGAUAUAGACACUGUCCUUUACAACAUGUCUCACCUGUAUCCUUCCUUCUGCAGGUGUGUGCACUCAUCCGUUGUGCAGGGUCGGACCCAAGCUCCUGUGGACAGGGAGUAGAAGAAGCUGAGACCAAAAUGGACUUGUGA
Messenger RNA from Xyrichtys novacula (pearly razorfish), 1149 nucleotides. NCBI's taxonomy places the organism in Eukaryota, Metazoa, Chordata, Actinopteri, Labriformes, Labridae. The record is from the annotation of a GenBank genome assembly.